AAGACGAUCAGACUCAGGUCUUGUGCUCCAGCCUCCAGGUCGAGGAGGAACAGAGCCGGCGGCGCGAAUCCAAGCGGCGGCCGUACGCCGUCGCCCGGUCACCCAUCCUCUUGCGCGCGAGUGAGCGAUGGAGCGAUCUCGUCGGUGACAAGGACGCCGCAGGAGCCCCCUGCCCCCGCAGCCUGCCGGUUCCAGGUUCCGCCGCCCCGUCCCAGCCAGGCGGAACUUGUCAGAGGUCGCUGGUGCCAGAUCGCCGCAGCCCGCGGCCCCGUCGUAGCUGGUGCCGGCCGCCCGUACCAAGUCGUCCACGCCGCCAGCAAGAUGCCCGAGAUGCCUCCAGCUUCUUGUUGAAUACCCCUCCAUUCCUGUUUACAGAUGUGGUGGCUGCAGUACUGUUCUCAGAGAAUCGAGCUGUGCCUGCAGCACAAUCUGUUUCAGAAUCCGAGGAACACAACAAUUUUCCAAGUAUCCUGAAAGGAUCCCCUCAGAAUAGCAAAUUGGUUUGCUUGGGUGAACAGAAAAUUGUUUCCACUGUUGAUCAGUCUCAUGAAGCCACGACUGAUGGAACCAUUCCCUCCACUAUCAACAAUACCAAUUCCUUUGAGAACGCAAUUCCAGAAACAGCAAUGUCUGUGGCAGAGAGUGUAACCUUUGCCAAGAAUCAGAAUGAGGAAAAAUGUUCCUUAGUUGAUGGGAAUAUCCUGAAUCCUAGGUUUAUGGUCAGAGAGAUACAUGACAAAGACACAGGAGCUAAUUCUAGUUCCAAUUUGAUUGAAAAAGUAGAGAAUCUUGACACACAUAAAGAUGAAAAUGGAGGCAAAGUAGAUAAUUUUAGCACUAGCGAAGUGAGCACAAUGUAUGAGAAAACUGGGGUUGUUCAAAAGGAGGAGAGGAUGCACACGUAUGAAGGUAUGCUUGUAGAGUCUCAUGAAGCUCUGAUUGAAGAGUUGGAGAGGUCUCUAUCAUUUAGUAGGGAUGGUGAAGAUUUUUUGGAUGAAGCAGAAAACAGUGGGCUUAGUGAUGCUCUACGUCAUCAAAUGGGUAGCCGCAUAUUUAUGUUAAGGGGCAAAAUGAAUGAUGUCUCUCGAAGUGAUCCCCAUGGUCGAUUGAUUGAAGAACUGGAGAUGUCUUUCAGUGACACAGAAGAGCCAAUGGGGCAGCACACUGCUGUUGCAGACAAAGUUCAUGGGUAUGAGCAUGAUAAGAAUCCACAUACCCUGGGUGCUGGAAGUUCACAUCCGUCUGAAGAAGGCAUUUCCUUGUUUGACCAUGGAAAUCUCAAAUCUGGACAAAGUUUUCAUCAAGAAAACAAGCUAGUAGAUAAUGGCAAGGAAGGAAAGGAAGAGUGCCAUAUUGAAGAUGACAGAAAUGAGAAUCUUGUGUUCGCAGACGAGAACAUUGCAGGAAGAGCUCAUGGGAAUGAAGAUCUAACAGUUGAUGGCACUGGAGAAAAUGAAGAGAGCCAUAUGGAAGAUGAAAAUAUGGCUAAAUGUAUUCAUGGGAAUGAGCAUGUUGCAGUUGCAGAUGAGGACAUCGCAGUGAGAGUUCAUGAGAAUGAGCAUGGUAAUGAUCGGCAGUCUAUGGAAACUGAAAAUGCAAAUCUAUGUGAAGGAGUCAUCUCUUCGUUCAACGCUGGACAUAUCAAAUCUGAACAAAGUUUUCAACAAAGUGAGCUAUUAGCUGAUGGCACUAAAGGAAAGGAAGAGAGUGAUAUGGAAGAUGGCAAUAUGACCAACUGUGUUCAAGAAGACAGUGCAGCUGUUGCUAGUUUUUCAAGCUUGUCAAAUAAGAGGACUCAAUGCAAGUUACCUAGUUUUAAUAAGAACAAAGAACAAAUGCCCUACAGAUAUAGAGCUACUCAACUUAGUCAAGGACUGUCACUUGAUUCUGAAGACUUCAAGUCCAUCCAAAACUUUAUCGAGUCGCAAAUGGAUGGUACCUCAAGUUCUCUUUCAAGUGCCAAUCAAGGGGAUUUGAUGCACAGAACGUCAAACAAGUUCAACAAUAUUGUAAGACAUGACCGGCUCAAAAAGAUGGAUGAACUAAGAGAUCAGCUAAGUAGGCUUUCGAGCCAGAAAGAUUUGGAGAAAAGGUACCGGAAAGGAGGCCUAGAGUACCAGCAACAAUCCAAUAGUUAUGAUAUUGAGCAGCAUUUUCAAAGUGUUGAUGCUGAUUCCAUUUCAAAUUCCUGUGCUCUAGAAUCCUAUUAUGGUCAUGGAAGGUCACCAAGGUACCAACCACCGAAUCUUUUCUCUCCAACUCAUACAUACACACACUGCCAUUUUGGACAUGCCCAAACAUGCAUACCGCACAAUUACGACGCGUGGGAGUUCAAUUCAUAUUAUCAGUCCUCAUAUGCUGAAAGCACAAUUCUUGACCAUGAAUCAGUGAAGUCAACUUACAAGGAGCAGAAACGAGUCGUGAGAAAGCAUAUUUUGCGGCCUCUGUCAGGUGCUUGCCCAUUCACUAUCUGCCACAGCUGUUUCAAUUUGGUUCAAAUGCCAUCAGAUAUCUACAUAUCAAAAGCAAAGAUUGGCAAAAUGCAGUGCUCUCAGUGCUCCAAGGUUCUUGUAUUAUCAUUCCCUGCAUUAUAUCAGGCAGAUGCUAAGACCAGCACGGAUAUGGCACAACAAUCAAACUAUCUUGAUUAUAGCAUAGUCACUAAGAAUGGGGACGUUGCUUCUCAUUCUGCUGAGUGCCUAACAGGGUAUCCUAUUAGUAUAAAUGAAGAACAUGGAGCAUCCUUCACAAGAAGCUUCUCUACUCAAGCUGGAUCAAGCCUUGUUGCCACACAAAGAGGCAAGAAGGUUUCUGACUCGGCACUUCAUCGACUCAUGGGGUAUGAUUCAGCAAGCCAGUUGUUACGUCACAGUGGAGUGUUUGACAAUGGAUAUGAGCUCUUCGAGUCAAUGGUGCCAGUUUCAAGUAGAGUAUCCAGAAGGAAGAACAUGUGAGGUUUUUCUCUGAUGUGAAACCUUUGGUCCCUGCAAGAAGGAUAGGAAGGUCAAACAAUUUUGGAAUAUACUUCAAUCGUACAAGUCUUUCUUAUGAUUAUGAAUACAAGCGGACGCCUUUCCUGCAAAUAGUUUCAUAAGUUUUUCAGAGAACUCAGAUUUAUUUAAAGUCAUUUAGUUUGUCAAAUUCUUUAGUUAUGGUAUAUAUAUGUAUAUAUUAUUUAUUCUUCCUGUAAAUGUGUCCAUAUUUGAUUAUGUAAUGGUGAUUACUGAAUAGUGUUGCAUCUGAUAUGUUUCUUGGUCAAAGAACUGGCAACUUCAAAUCUUUUUUUUAGGUAAAUUUUGCUCCCCUUUUCACCUUCUAUAGAUCAAAACUGGUUGCACAUUAUUUAUGUUGGCACGCAUGCAUGUGCAUGUGUGGAGGGGGAAAUAAUUCUAUGGCACAGAUGAAGGGGACUAUCCAACCACUAUGUGCAUGUGUGGAGGUGGAGCUACCCUUCCAUGUGCCUUGUCUGGAAUGACAUGCAUUAUGUCUCUCAUGAUCACAGUAGACAGUUGUUAUAAGUUGCUAUUGGAUCUGGUUUUAGUGUCAAGUGUCAAAGGCCGUGGACAUGCUAAUACAGCCAUUCCUGUUCAUGAUGGUAUUCUGCAAGUUGAUGCCCUGAUGAUAUUACUGUGAUGUCUUUGUUCCGCAAGUAUUUUGUUUGAUUCCUUCUGUUGUUUGCAGGCGUAAUGUCGGCACAUUACUCACAUUAGUCUAUUUCUAGGUACUGGGUUCUUCAUGUGCACUGAAAAAAGGAAGCUGCAAAUAUAAGUGGUUUCUUUCCAGCUGGUCCUCUGGUUUGGUACAGACAUCUCAAGAGGAGGGGAAGAAGGGAUCGCAUAGUCUCUGCAACCUUCAGUACUUCAGCAGUACCAGAAUGACCAGGCAAAUCUGCUGCCAGGACAAUCUCAAGAACCUUUUGUUUGUGUCAUCUACUCGAUAAAGAAACUUCAAUCCCAUUCCUCACAUUACUCAAGCACAAAAAUGUGGCUUGAAUCCGGAUGAAAAGAAGUAGACAAUAAUUAAGGCAGUAAUAUCUCUAUGGGGGAUCAGUAGGUUGUUGGGUCCCUUUGUUGCAGUCCUGGGACACAAGCACAAAAAAGUGCUGGUGUGCGGACUGAAGCAAAUGGACACGGCCUUCUUUGAAGAUGACUGCGCUGCAAUAUCUCUAGUGCUUCCUAUGGGAUUUGAGCUGGUGCUGCAGGUGUGAUGGUGUCCUUCUGCUGGACUUGUUUUGUGGCAGGGCACUUCAUUUCGAUUUUGUAGGUGCAGCUGUAAUAGAACCUGAAAAUAGAAUGAUAUUAGCCCAAUUUUUCCUGAAGGAAAGAGAGG
Messenger RNA from Phragmites australis (common reed), 4329 nucleotides. RefSeq lists its product as uncharacterized. Gene Ontology annotation, biological process: regulation of defense response to fungus. Lineage: Eukaryota; Viridiplantae; Streptophyta; Magnoliopsida; Poales; Poaceae. The transcript is spliced from 5 exons. Bases 627 to 2954 code for a protein of 775 amino acids. The record is from RefSeq and is a predicted model, not a curated record.